Molecule: messenger RNA, 3865 nt
Organism: Schistosoma rodhaini
Lineage: Eukaryota; Metazoa; Platyhelminthes; Trematoda; Strigeidida; Schistosomatidae
Source: the annotation of a GenBank genome assembly
UGAAUAUUGUAGUGACAUCUAAGCGCAACAUUACAAAUUGAUUCGUUACGUGCUGGGUAUGGCACUUCGAUUCUCUUCACGCAGACUAGCUCCAUUGGCUUCCUCAAUACAUCAUAGGAAAAUUGGUUCGGCCACUAAAUAUGUUCCUUUAUUUGAAACGGUUCAUAUGCCGGAGACGAAGGUGACUACUUUGGAAAGUAAUGGUUUUCGGAUAGCUUCUGAAAACUGGAAUACUCCUACAUGCACGGUUGGUGUUUGGGUGGAUGUCGGUAGUCGAUAUGAGACAGAACAUAAUAAUGGUGUUGCUCAUUUCCUUGAGCACAUGGCUUUCAAGGGGACUGAAAAGAGAAGUCAGCAGUCUUUAGAACUUGAAGUGGAAAACAAAGGUGCUCAUCUAAAUGCGUACACGUCUCGUGAGAUGACGGUGUAUUAUGCGAAGUGUUUUGUUGAGGAUCUUCCUUGGGCGGUUGAAUUGCUAUCGGAUAUAUUAAAAAACAGCAAGUUUGAGAGUAGUCAGGUUGAACGUGAAAGAGGGGUCAUUUUACGGGAAAUGGAGGAAAUUGAGAGCAAUUACCAGGAAGUCGUCUUUGAUUACCUGCAUGCAACUGCCUAUCAAGGGACUCCUCUUGGAAGGACAAUUCUUGGACCUGUAGAAAAUGUCAAAUCUUUGAAAGCCAGUGAUAUGAAGAAUUUUAUCAAACACAACUAUAAAGCACCACGAAUGGUGCUCAGUGCUGCAGGAGGAAUCGACCAUAAGCAUCUAUGCGACCUCGCGGAGAAACAUUUUGGCGAUUUCAAGGCAUCCUAUCAGGAAGGUGAAGGGGUACCGAGCCUACAACGCUGUCGUUUUACAGGCUCUGAAAUUCGUGACAGAGAUGAUGCUAUGCCAGUAGCUCAUGCUGCGAUAGCGUUCGAAGGUCCUGGUUGGCAAAGUCCAGACACAUUAGCACUAAUGGUUGCCAGCAGUUUGCAUGGUGCUUGGGAUAGAAGUUAUGGAGGAGGAUUUAAUGUUGCCAGUAAACUGGCCUCCAAGUUUUUUAUGGAAAAUUCGGUACACAGUUUCCAACAUUUCUUUACUUGCUACCAUGAUACUUCUUUGUGGGGAGUUUACUUAACAGCAGAAAAAAUGGGUUUGGGUGAAUCUGUUGGAGAAUUCCUUAAAGAAUUUGUCCGUAUGUGUACUCACGUUACUCAGCAUGAAAUCGAUAGAGCAAAGAACCAAUUGAAAACACAUCUCCUUUUGCAGUUAGAUGGUACCACGCCUAUAUGUGAAGAGAUUGGUCGGCACAUGUUGGUGUAUGGUCGUCGUAUACCUAUAACUGAAUUGCUAGCCAGAAUUGACGUAAGUUAGACUUAAAAUAGUUGGAAUUUCCUUACGAGCAUCGUAUCAAAAUCGCUUGCUUCCUGGGUUAUCAGCCUAACUUUUAUCUGGCUUAUUUAUGUUAAUAACUAAAAGUUUGUUGACUUAUUUCUUUCUGUUAAAACUUCAUUCUAUUCAUGAUCCUACCGAUUGUUCAUCUGACAACAAUGUAAUGACUUUUUUCAAACCAUUUUCAGUUUUUUAUUUAUACACAGAAUGAGCAGUUUUCGUAGGAUAAACUCAUUUGAGGAUCUUACACAAAACUGACGAAUUUAAAAGUAGUUGAUUUUACCUCACAUUCCGUUUGCAGUCUGCUAGUUUUACUUCGUCUGCAUUAUUCGUCAUUUUCUGAAGAAAGAUGUGGAUUGAAAGCAAUGUGUCAAGAACCAUUUAUCAACUGAAUCGUUGUAAAAUUAUAACUGAUUGUGAUGCCUCUAAUUAUCCUCCAUCAAUUACAAUAGCACAUAUAUGUGUCGUUCUUUUUAAGUAAACAAAAAGGAAAAAUACAGGUUUAUCAAUGUUGCAUUUCAUAUUGCUUAGUUUCUGAUCAUAAUAGUGAGUUCACAGUAUUUUUGAUGCUCGACUUGUUACAACAGGUUUCAGAAAUAUUAUCUUUUGGUUAUAAGCGUCCUGAUGGUUGUAGUAGUAUCGGUAAGAUAGAUAUUAAAAUAAGUUUUAGAACUUAUACACCCAUAAGUCUAUUGCUCUGCUAGUUGGUUGGUGUUAUAAAUCUUUAAACAGUAGGUAUAAAGCGUAGGGUUUAAUAAGAUCAAAGGUUGCCUCAGAGAUAAAACGGUGGUAAGUUUUCUGUAACUGAACUGUAUGUAGUUGGUAAAUGUAUAAGUUACCCUUUUGAACUUCAGUAAUGAUUAUUUUUACGAAAUAAGUUAGACAAUAAAUUGGAUGGUUUUUCCAAAUUUUGUUAAAUAUAAUGCUUUCUGUACGUUUAUUGUUUAGGCGCUCAAUGCUGAACAUAUUAAGGAAAUAUGCAUGAAGUACUUUUUUGAUAAAUGCCCUGCUGUCGCGUCUAUCGGUAACUGUUUUCAUAAUUUAUAUAAUUGUACUGUUAAAUGUUGGCAUUCACUUACACAAAUGUUAGUUGCAUUUACUUUUGGACUAUUGUUUCAGUUAUCAGAACUGGUGUAUUUAUGAGAUAUUUAUUGGCCUAUUUAUAAAACUGGAAUGUAAAGGCAGUAAAUUUUAGUUACUAGCAUUAUGUUACUUGAACGUUUGUUCUUGAAUUACCCAGCUAAGUGUCAUACUACUUCACGUAGUUACUUUCGUUUUAAGGACUGCUGGUACCGCCAAAAAGUGAUAGAUUUUGUAUGACUUAGCGUAAGUUAACUGUAUUUAAAAGAGAUUUUAUUAAAAUAGUGAGACCGAAACAAAGAUUUCGUUAUUUUUCUGACAUACUUUAGUAUAUUAGCGAAUAGGCCGUGACAGAGUUGAAGUAAUUUCAGUUUUUGUUUUGUGAAAAAUGGGCAAUAAAUGCAAAUUACUUGUGCAAAAUAAGAUGAUAUGUAUUCGCUAACUAAAAUCAGUCGACCGGAAUUUUACUUAUAUUUUGCUGGGCUUACGUAGCCUAUUCCCAUUAGAUUUACGCCAUCUUACAGGAAUUUCGAGAUAAUUUUGCUGUUUUUCAUAAUCAGACGAUGUAGUUCCGUUACAAACGUAAGCAGUUGAUAAGUUGUACAAGGAUUCUCCUGCUACGACGAAAAUUAUUGGAAGCUUGCUAAGGAUUUAGGUUUAGAAACACCAAAUAAAAUCUGACUUGUCAUCGUUUUGAAGACCAUAAGGUUUUUUUAUUGGCCUUGAGUAAACCAACAUGAUAUUUUAAAUGUGAAUCAUAUCCGUUACAAUGGAUAAGUUCUCGUAUAGUUUCAAUUCUGUAUGCUAUUUAUUCGUGUAUUAUAAUCCGGAUAUUCCGGACUUAAUUAUAAAGUUUUGAGAACCAUUGUCCUUCCUUUUUUCUGUACUCCAGGUCCAGUGGAAACUAUGCUUGAUUACAAUCGUAUUCGGGAUAAAACUUGGUGGCUUCUACUAUAGAAACAUUAUUAGUGUUUAAAAUAUCAAGUUGUGAUGUUAUUGCUUACAAUCCAAUUAUACUUACAUAGUUCUGUAAUUUCUAUUAUACGGUAUUAUCUUGUGUUUACGUAGCAAUAUUCAUUUCUUCCUAGAGUGGAUUAUUUUGAGUCCUAGUUAUACUGAUGUAUUUAAACUGUGUUUUGUGAUUAUGUCUGUCCUCAUAAAUCAGUCGUACUGUGCGAAUACAUGUAAGUAAUAUCAAGAAAUGACCGAUAGAUGUUGGAAAUUUUAAUCUAGUACUUCAGAUGCUAAACUCCUGGUGCAGUAAUAAAAGUUGGCACAGUGGUACACAUGGAAAAUCAUUUACUUAUUUAUAAAAUACAUAGUUUCCGAGGGUACAGUUGAACAGUAAGUAUGCAGUCAUAACGUUUAGCACAGUACUGAUACUACUAAGAGUCGAUUCUAGAGUCAAAGGUUCAG